This is a messenger RNA of [Candida] anglica, 2422 nucleotides long. Lineage: Eukaryota; Fungi; Ascomycota; Pichiomycetes; Serinales; Debaryomycetaceae. The record is from the annotation of a GenBank genome assembly.
AUAAAGAUCAAUAAUGGAGUCAAAGACUAGAAGGCAGUCGUUUGUGGUGGCUCCUAGGAAUAUUAUUACUACCAAAUUGGCCACCAGUUUGGCCAAUGUUAAUGUUUUCACCAACAAAUAUUUAACUGAAACCCUUUCUGAAUCGAUUAAUCAAUUGAGUACUGUUUCCACAUCCCCUGAAGAUGAUGCAGACUUGGCAGCCUUACAGGAUGCAUUCCAAGAAAUAUAUUAUCUUGUUGAUGCCCAACGUGAGGCCGAAGGUAAAAAGAAACGUACCAUUGGACCCAAGGCAACGUUCCUGCUGCUGACUGACACUGAUCCUCAAAUGCCACCAAUCUCCAUUUCUCAAUUGAGACAUAUUCUUGCCAAGAUUAAGGAUUUGAAAGUUAGUGAUGGAAGAGUUAAGGAAUUGAAUCUGUAUGCUGCAAUUGCCGAAACGUUAAACAAUUUCAUUAGCAUUUAUCUGUUACUUGUGGUUUAUACUCAUGCAGCCAAUGUUCUCAUUGAACUGACGAUUCUGUCGAAUGAACAAUUGUUAUAUUGGGACUCGGUUGCCACUAGCACAUUUCUGAAGUACCUUUAUCUUGUUCAAGUUGCACCACAAAGAAUAGUGGAUAUGAGUAGAAAUAUUGCUUCAGAUUUCAAAGAGCGAAUUCUUAGUGUACAUGAUGACAAGUAUAGCUUGGCUACUAAACAGCAACAACACGACGUUCUAGCUAACACAUCUCUGGAUUGGCCUUCCAACACGGAAGAGGACAACCCAUUGUACCAUUUCGUUGACCAUAGUUAUCGAGUAUUGAAUGUUCUUUCAAUUUCAGUGACCAAAACCAUUUCUAAAUUUUUGGAUUCAAUCUCACUGCCUUCUUACUUGUUCUUUCAAAUGAACUCUCAUCUCAAUCGUGGAGGAAACAGUUUUAAGACCAGCACUCGAGAUAUUUCUUCUAAGCAACUUUUCCAUAAGGCAGUGAAGAACCUUGGUGUAUAUCUGAGAAUUAUUCUUGGAGCACCUACAAGAGCAAUUAAUAGCGAGAUUGGACAAAAGAGAGCAACCAUCAAUGAUGAUAUUGAAAGUGCAGCUUAUAGUCUUGGAAUAUUAAUUGAAAAGCUUCCUACGAAGGAAUUUGAUGAAUCUGAAGAAUUAAGUACAUUUAUUCGUCAAGGUGAACAUUAUGGAGUGUCUGAUAUUCUUGGUAAACUUGAACAAAUAUUUAAAGUGGAAAGAGUAAAUGCUAGUGGUGCUAAAAAUAUCAAUGCUAGACUAUAUGAUAUUACUACUUCAAUUGAUAAUUUCCAAAUUUCUAAUCCCAAAACUCAGGUUCCUUCAUAUUUGAAUCGAAAUUGGCCAUGGUUACUUUUAUUAUUGGGAUUUGGUCCACGUGCAUGGAUUAGAGCUUAUCUGAAUAGAAUGGAAAUUCUUGACUGGUGUCGUGUGAAUAUGUAUGAGACCGUUGUUGGUUUUUUCAAAAAUUGGGUUAUCAAACCAAUGUCUGAUAUGUUGAGUGUUAUUAGACAUGAUGAUUCAGCAUCGGAAUUGAGCAUUACUACCAAGGAAUCUCUUCAAUCCGAUUUGGAUUCAUUGGAAAGAAUGGUAGUGGAAUAUGCUGUAGACUACGGGAAUAACCAUGGAAGUGCAGAAUUAGCCACUAUUAAGAAAGAAAUUCAUGAAGCAGUUAAAGAGGGAGAUCUUACUAUUCUUAUGUCUAAAUAUGAACAAGAUAUAAGAAGUCCACUUCGGGCAACAAUCAGGGGUUCGCUUCCUCGAGCAUUACUUAUUCAACUUCAAAAAACUAAAGUCGAUGGAGCAGUUGCAAUUAGUGGAAUUGAUAAGUUAUUGAAAUCUCAACAAUUAGUUUUCGGAAUGGUUUCAAUAAGUCCUUCCCUAAUAAUUUUAUAUCAAUUAUGGAAUAUAAUUAGAAGAAACUUGACGGGUAAGCCAAUCCAAGUCAAUGGGAAAGACGUCAAUUUGGUAUGUCUCAAGAGUUUGAAUAAUAUUGAAAAAUAUUUAAAUGCUUACAAUGAAGUAAGUCAUGAACGUCAAACUUAUAUUGAAGGAUACUUAUUGAUCGAAAUCAUCAAUUUAAAACGUCAAUCGGUUGAAAUAUUACCUAAAAAUGUCCAAGAAAUGUGGAAGAAGGAUUUAAACGAUGUCAAUGAUAGAGAAUGGAGUGUAGAUGGAAGAUUACGGGUCAUGAGUAGAAUUUGGAGUGUUUAUGGGCAUUACUUUAGGUGAAGUAAAUAAUCAUAGUUUUGUAUACAUGUAGAUAGAAUGAUGUAAUUGAUAAAACAAAGACAUAUUAAAAGUUCGAUUGCGGAAUUAAUAACCCCGUGAUUCACGUAAAAUAAAAUGCAUGACAAAGGCACCACUCAAAAUAUGCUUCAGUUCCACAAUCUUGAAUUUAAGGUUAUUAUCCAUUCCCCCCCU